AUGAAAGUCAACUCCAACACCCACCAACAACUUGAAAUGCUUCAUCAGGAGGCACGAUUAAUGCGGAUGUAUGAUCAUAGGAAUUUGGUUAAACUCCACGGAUUAGUCUUCAGCGAAAGCGACGUAAUGGUGGUGAUGGAGCUGGUCAGCGGUGGAGGUUUGAACACGUACCUGAAACAGAAAAAGCUGAUGCCGUUGAUGAAGGCGAGCUUCUGCUACGAUAUUGCUGCUGCUCUAGCAUAUUUACAUGCAAAUAACUGUAUGCAUCGGAACCAUUUCCGAAACGAUUGUGUGCUCCUUCAGUUUAAACAAACACUUAUCGAAUUGCAUGUUCGUAAUAAAGACGUUCUAUAUGACAUGACUCGUCGGCUCGAAAACUGCCUCUUCACCACUGAUGGGCGAUGGAUGAUCAAACUCUUCCGAUUUGGACUGGCAGUUCACGGAAGCCGUAUCAAGUUGUCAUCCACUGAAAAAGUUCCGAUCCGAUGGCAAGCUCCAGAAGUGUUUUUCUAUCACAUGUACCUGCGUGAAAGCGACGUUUGGUCAUACGGUAUGCUAAUGUCUGAGAUCUACAACGAUGGUAAUGUACCUUUCCACGAUAAACCUCUCGCUGAGAUCCGAUCAAAGAUCUGUGACCCAAAGUUCCGUCCAUCCGUUCCGCCUCUCCCCAACUAUCCAAUAAUACCGAAAGUGAGUCAUUCUAUUCCUGGUACGGUUGAAUCAUCGAGAGCACUUCGAGCGUUCGCGUUACAGAUGUGGGCUCCUAUUUUCGUGAAAUGCUGUGCUUGGAAUAAUUAUAAACCUGCACAUUUUUGCAACACCGCCGAUUACUUUCCCUUAAUAAAACACUACCUUCGAUGA
This is a messenger RNA of Cooperia oncophora, 861 nucleotides long. Lineage: Eukaryota; Metazoa; Nematoda; Chromadorea; Rhabditida; Trichostrongylidae. The record is from the annotation of a GenBank genome assembly.